UAACAUGGCGUCUGUCAGUACCGAAAGUGGAGUGCAGUUUGCACCAUAUUCUAGUGCUGUUGAUGCUGCAUUUUGGCAUAGACUUACGCAGAACAAACUGGAAAUAUAUCAAUUAGACGACAAGCCUCAACCGCUACAGGGAUAUUACGUAAACAGUGAUCCUUCAGGGCUUGUAUGCCGCUUUAAUUUGGAUUAUAAUGCCUUUUCUAUUGAGAAGCCAGCACCUCAAAGAACAUAUCCUAUGCAAGGAACAUUGAUCAAUACAAACACUAUUGAGGCAUUCAGAACAUACAAUAAAAUGGAGCUGAUCCAGUCAUUUGGACAAAAGAUAUGGGAUAAUGUAAAAUCAAGCAAGGCUUUGGAGGACCCAUCAGUGCUUUGUCAGUUUGUGCUUAUGACAUUUGCUGAUCUAAAGAAAUAUAAGUUUUAUUACUGGUUUGCAUUCCCUGCUUUAUGUCCUGAGACCAGUGCUACUCAUGUGGCUCCUCCUGUUCAUCUUGGUGACUACUUUACACCCUCCCAGAUUGCUAGUCUCCAAGCAUCGUAUGAUUCUCUCUCUGUGGGUGGUCUUGGACCUGGAUUCUUUCUCGUCAAGGUUACUGAAAGUGAGGUGACUGUGGGAAAUAUAAGAGAAUGGGAGACAUUUUUUAGCAUGGAUGAUUCAAAGUUCAUGGUGGGAUUUGCCGAUCCAUGCACACUGCCAAAAAAUCCAGGCUGGCCUCUUAGGAACUUUCUUGCUCUACUGUCAUACCACUGGGGUACUGCACUUGAAAAUGUGAAGGUUUUAUGCUUGAGAGAUCAAGUCAGAUGUGGAAAAAGAGAAACAUCCCACAGUUUGGUGUUAAAUAUCAAACUACCCAUGUUUACUAAAACUGAGAGUCCCAAGUGUGUUGGCUGGGAAAAGAAUAAAAGUCAAAAGCUAGUACCAAGGAUGGUGGAUCUGAGUUCUACUAUGGACCCUGAGAGGCUUGCAUCAUCAUCAGUGGAUCUGAACUUAAAGCUAAUGCGAUGGAGAUUGCUACCAUCACUUGAUCUGGACAAAAUUGCACAAACAAAAUGUCUUCUCCUUGGCGCUGGUACCCUUGGUUGUAAUGUGGCAAGAUGUCUAUUGGGCUGGGGUGUUCGGACCAUUACCUUUGUCGACUAUGGAACCAUUUCAUUCUCCAAUCCCGUUCGUCAAACUCUGUUUGAGUUUGCCGACUGUCAGGACGGAGGCAAGCCUAAAGCAGAGACUGCCGCCUCUGCACUUAAAAGGAUAUUUCCUGGUGUGAAUGCGUCAGCUGUACAGUUGUCCAUUCCGAUGCCAGGCCACUCUGUUGGACAAUCUCCAGAGGAAAUGGAGAAAGUUCAAGGAGAUGUGAAAAAACUUGAAGAGUUGAUUGAAUCUCACGAUGCUGUAUUUCUGCUGAUGGACACACGAGAAAGCCGCUGGCUACCGACAGUUAUUGGCGCUGUUAAAGGGAAGUUUGUUAUUACAGCGGCUCUUGGUUUUGAUACAUUCCUUGUGAUGCGCCAUGGUUCCAGACAGAAAGCGCAUGUUAUUUGCGAAGGAGCGUCCAAACUAGAGUCCAUACCAGGAGCCUCUCUGGGCUGUUAUUUUUGUAAUGAUGUGGUGGCACCAGGAGACUCCACUAGAGACCGUACGUUGGACCAGCAGUGCACAGUAUCCAGGCCUGGUAUGUCAUACAUAGCGAGUGCCCUGGCUGUUGAACUUCUGGUUUCUCUCACUCAACACCCUCUGGGCAAUGAAGCGGCCGCUGACACAAGCGCUAAAGAAGCUCAUCUGUCAGCUGAUCUGGAGUGUAAGUUGGGCCUUGUACCUCAUCAGAUUCGUGGUUUUCUUUCAAGAUAUCAUCUAGUUCUUCCCGCAAGUUUAGGCUUUGACAAAUGCAUUGCUUGUUCUUCCAAGGUUCUGUCGAGCUAUGAAAAGGAAAAAUUUUCUUUCCUGAUAAAGGUUUUUAAUGUUCCAAGCUACUUAGAAGACCUAACAGGCUUGACACAGCUUCUUCAGGACACAAGAGUUAGCGAGGUUUGGGAGAUGAGUGACGAUGAAAUGGUAGAAUAACAAAACAAAGGGAGGUCGAACCAUUGUGUGAUGAACGUCACCAGAGAGGACAAAAGGAACAUCAAAUCAAGUUUUCAACAAUGAUUAUGCCGACACGCGGCUAGAGAUGAUAAACUGAAUAUCAUCACAGAAAUUAUUUGAUUCAAAUUUUUAUUUGAAUUUCCGUUCAGCUGGUGUACUAUACAACCAAUAUGAUUUUUCAGACUUGUGGAAAACGGAAACCAGUUUCUGUUCAUCACAGAUAAAAAUAGUGUCAUAUUCGAACGUUCUAUUACCGACCAAUUUUUCAAUGCUUCAUUUUCCGUUUAGUGAACGGAUUACAAGUCAGAAUUAGAGGAACAAUCCAGAAGUCAGCGAUGUGCGGUACAUGUGACAUU
Pocillopora verrucosa is the source of this 2442-nucleotide messenger RNA. Its product is annotated as ubiquitin-like modifier-activating enzyme ATG7. Gene Ontology annotation, biological process: autophagy of mitochondrion; piecemeal microautophagy of the nucleus; protein modification by small protein conjugation. NCBI's taxonomy places the organism in Eukaryota, Metazoa, Cnidaria, Anthozoa, Scleractinia, Pocilloporidae. The record is from RefSeq and is a predicted model, not a curated record. Gene Ontology annotation, cellular component: phagophore assembly site; cytoplasm. Gene Ontology annotation, molecular function: Atg12 activating enzyme activity; Atg8 activating enzyme activity.